Molecule: messenger RNA, 420 nt
Organism: Limulus polyphemus (Atlantic horseshoe crab)
Lineage: Eukaryota; Metazoa; Arthropoda; Merostomata; Xiphosura; Limulidae
Product: keratin-associated protein 21-1-like
Exons: 1
Coding region: 1-420 (139 amino acids)
Source: RefSeq, a predicted model, not a curated record
AUGUACGGUGUAAUGUACGCUGUACUGUAUGGUGUCAUGUAUGCUGUAAUGUACGGUGUAAUGUAUGCUGUAAUGUACGCUGUACUGUACGCUGUCAUGUAUGCAGUAAUGUACGCUGUAAUGUAUGGGGUCAUGUAUGCUGUAAUGUACGGUGUAAUGUACGCUGUACUGUAUGGUGUCAUGUACGCUGUAAUGUAUGGUGUCAUGUAUGCUGUAAUGUAUGGUGUCAUGUAUGCUGUAAUGUAUGGUGUAACGUAUGCUGUAAUGUACGGUGUCAUCUAUGGUGUCAUGUACGCUGUAAUGUAUGGUGUAAUGUACGGUGUAAUGUAUGCUGUAAUGUACGGUGUCAUGCAUACAUUACUGCAUACAUUACAGCAUACACUACACCAUACAUUACAGCAUACAUGGCAGCAUACGUGA